Schistocerca cancellata (South American locust) is the source of this 3112-nucleotide messenger RNA. RefSeq names its product zinc finger homeobox protein 4 (gene dve). The record is from RefSeq and is a predicted model, not a curated record. The transcript has 10 exons. Gene Ontology annotation, molecular function: RNA polymerase II cis-regulatory region sequence-specific DNA binding; DNA-binding transcription factor activity, RNA polymerase II-specific. Gene Ontology annotation, biological process: regulation of transcription by RNA polymerase II; chromatin remodeling. The annotation marks the transcript as partial. Lineage: Eukaryota; Metazoa; Arthropoda; Insecta; Orthoptera; Acrididae.
CCCCCGCACCAGCCGCCAGCCCCCUCCUCCUCCAGGUCGCCCACCCCCAGCCCGCAGCUCGACAGGGACCGCGACUCGGAGCACGACAGCGGCAAGCACGCCUCCGGCAAGUCGCUGCCGGUGCACUGUGUGGUGGAGGCGGUAUCGGCGGUCGGCUUCCGCAGGCGACCGGUCGUCGAGACGGACAGCUACGUCAUCAUCCCCGUGGCGACGGCGUUCGCCGACCUGGUGGGCGCGGCGCUGGUGCGCCUCGGCUAUCCCAGCGACAUGGUCGCCGCCGCCAGGGGUUCUGUUGUGAUAAAAAACUGGAAACCCCUGAGCCUGGAGAAGAUAGCAGAGGGCCCACUUGCCACGGUCGGAGACAUCCUGGGUGAACUCAGUACGGUCGCCACGCUGCGCAUAGAAGUCUACAGGGCGCGGCCCACCGUGAUGUCCGAGAUAAAGGACAAGCUGUUGCGUCUGCUGCUGCUCCACUCGCACACGAUGCUGGCGUCCAGUGGCUGCCCGCUCGACGAGAUGGUGCUGUCCUACAUGUGCCGUGGUUCGAGCCCCACUGGCGCGCCGCACCCCGACCUGAACGAAGACUGCCGCCGCAAGUUCGAGCAGUGGUGGAACGCGCAGGUGUCGGGCUACCACCGGCACCCGCCCCCGCAGCCGCCGCCCCCGCAACCCAAGCCGUCAGCUGCGACCGCCGCUGCCGCCGCCGCCGCUGCAGCUGGCGUCUCGGCGCCAGACCGCACGCCCGAGGGGCUGCACCCUGCCCUCCAGACUGUGCAGAGCCAGUACCCGACGCAGAAGACGCGGAUGCGUACCAGUUUCGACCCGGAGCUGGAACUACCGAGGCUGCAGCGGUGGUUUGCGGAGAACCAGCACCCGAGCAGGCAGCAGAUCCAGCAGUACGUUAAAGAACUAAACACUUUGGAAUCUCGGCGCGGGCGGAAGCAGCUAGACGUCAACAACGUGGUGUACUGGUUCAAGAACGCGCGAGCCGCGCAGAAGAGAGCCGAACUCCGCAGCAUCGGCCCAGGUAUUCUGUCACUGAAUGGGUACAACAGCAGCAGCCACAGCCCCCCAGGACCGAUGAUGAGUGGGGGUGGCAGCACCAUGGGCAGCACCAACAAGAGCGAGAGCCCGCCGUUGCACAGCCCUGGCGCCAGAGGCCUCCCUCCAAACGCCUACCUGUCGGAUAAUUCAGCAGGCGGCUCGGACGACGAGGAAGCUGGACCGCCGGCCAGUCCCGUGGGGCCCCUCUCUCUAACGACAAAUGACAGAGCUAGCAGACCCAGCUCUCCAAAAGGACAUACAGCCUCACCUGUGCAAAUGGACAACAUUAAGCAAGAGCCUCCAGAUGAAGUCCCAUCUCCUCCCUCUGGUAACAACAAUAACUGCAGCAAUGACAACACUCACAAUAACAACAACAAUUUGAAGGAGUGUGAUGACAUGACAGAGGGUGAUGAAGAGGAUGAAGAUGAAGAGAUGGAUGAACUAGAAGAGCGAAGGAAGGAUGAACUUUGUCCCCCAGAGCAUGAUUUGCGACGUAUUCAGCAGUUUCACAGUCCCAGUCCAACUGAGCAGAUGGGGCCCCGUAUUCAUGGACAUGGUAACCCACCACACAGCCUAGGAUUUCCUUUGGUGUCUAAUUCAAUGUUCUCCCACAGUAUCAUGUACAUGAGUCACUAUUUGCCUGGACUGUCUCAACCACAUCAUGGUCUUGGUCCACCAGGUACUCCACCGACAUCACAGGUGUCUGCUCCUCCAGCCAGUAGCAGCAGUGGACUUAACUUGUCAGCUUUAUCAGCAUCUGCAGAUGAGAGACGUAAGCGUAAUCGCACUUUCAUUGACCCAGUGACGGAAGUACCACGGCUCGAGCAAUGGUUUGCACUGAACACUCACCCCUCGCACAACCUUAUUCUGAAGUAUACUGAGGAGCUAAAUCGCAUGCCUUACAGGCAGAAAUUUCCAAAACUGGAACCAAAAAAUGUGCAGUUUUGGUUCAAGAAUCGAAGGGCCAAGAACAAGAGACUCAAAAUGUCAUUGUUUGAUACUCCUCCUCCUGGAAGUCACCAGUACAGACAUCAGUCGCCACCUGGUCAUGAAUAAAUUUACUCAUUGUAUUUAUUAACUGUUGAAAAUGGAACAUUGUUCUCUACCAAGUGGUAAGGACCAAGUAGAGAUUUAUCUCAUGUUAAAGUAUUUGUUGAUUCUCAUUACUAUAUGUGCCAGUGAGAAUGGGACAGCUCCUCUAUAAACUUAAUGGAGAGGUGUUUUUGGUGUUAAUGCCUUAAAUUCAGUUUGUAAUGAAAUGCAAAGGAGUUUAAAUGGUGUAUAAAGACUGGCAGCUAACUACCUCUGGUAAGUGAGUGACAUAUUUAACAAGAUUUUGUGCAGUCUCCUCUGUGAAUGUCUUGUAGAAAAACUGUUUCAAUACUCUCAUGAAAUGCCAUUCUCAGUAUUAAAGUUUCAUUAUGUCACUGAGAGCAAUGUACUUAGACCCACAUGUUGUUAAAAUUUUAAGCUUUUUAUCUUUUUAUGACUGCUACAUUUAAAUUCACGAAUAUUUAACUUUCUCAAUGUUGUUGUUUAUGUUUAUCUCACUUGUGAAAUUUACUUUUUAUGUAGGUGUUUAGCUUUGUUAGAUACUUAGUUCUUUGUUAUAAUUUUGAAAUGUUUUAAUGUGGAAAUUGAAUGAAAUUUUCAUGUGUUACUAUUAUCAAAUACAUACAUUUUACAUGGAUUUCAUAUAUUAUCAGUCACUGUAGACAGGCACUGAACAAGUUGAAACCUCAAAAUUGUAAAAAUAAUAAAUAUUCCAUAGCUGCAAAUAAAAGUCAUAUGCAAAAUUGUGUAAUUACAGGUAUGGGUUGGACUGAGUAUAAAAUUCUGUUGCUGUUUUCAUGUGAAAUGUCACCAAGAUGUAUUCAAACUUUUAUCAGCCAACAUAAAUGAUUUAUAGUUUGACAUACCAAAUAUACUAGAAGCAAGUUCCUUGCACCUGUUUAUAACUCAGCUAUCUUGUCUGAGUUAUUAUAAUUUAAAAUUAGUUAUAUGCAUGUUUCAAGAUUAUUGUGCAAAUAUUGAAACCAAAGAUUGAGUUUUUUACAAAACCUGUAUA